UUGAGCACGGGUAGGUGGAGGAUUGUCGGUUUCCGUUUCGAGAAUGACCGGUCAUUAGAGUCAGCCAAAAAAAAAAUUAUCCCAACCCGAAUCCGGAUCGCUGUUCCAGGAUGCUUUCGCGAGUUCGUGACUAUAAUAUUUAGUGGCGCGAUUAAUUUAAACAGCAGUGGAACAAAUCCGGUCAAAGUGGCGUCCCACACAGGCAACAAGACCCGGAAGGAAAAUAUGCUAAAGUUCCUCACGCACAAGCUCCGUACCCAUUCGAUCAAUGAGGACGGCGAAAAGACGGACGAGAACCACGAUUCCGGCACCGAAUCGGACGAGGAUGUGGACACUCCGGAACUGUCUUCAGCAGUGAGGGAGAAGACAUGCAGCAGCGCUUCACCAGCAGACACGGGCUGUUCGAUGGAGAGCCCGGCUCCGGACCAACACGACCCGCACAGCUCCGAGGAGGAGCUGGAAGUCAUCAACGGCGGCGACAAAAAGACCUCCGACACCACCUCCAACGUCCCCAGCACAAGUUCCGGCGCCCGUCCCCUCCGGGCAGCCUCAGCUUGCCUGCCGGAGAAGAGGAAAUGGUCGCAGGUCGGAGACACCGCGCAUAAACACCGCCAAACUCCGGACGAGAACGAGGAGAACAUGUCGCAUUACGGGAAUUUGAGUCCCGCCUCGCCCUGUUCGCCCUACUUGAAGUGCUACGGGGAUGACGGUACGGUCCAGCAUUCCGGUUCGUCCGAUGAAGAGGUUCACCAUUUGCUGGCCAGCAUGGCGACUCCGGUGCAGUUUCGCACGUCACCGCCGCUGGAGGCGGUCAAACCCGGCGGCAGGCGACAGCUGCAGCUGUUGCAGAAGGGCAGAAGUCAAAGUCCACCCGCGAAGCUGCUCCACUACGAGCUGUCGCCGAGGAAGAGGUCCAGGCAUUUGAGGAACGCGCACGUACAAAGACCCUAUCUCGAUUUCGAGAAGAUGCAACAAUUGAAGGCGCGGUCGGUGACGGCGUGGCGACACACCGGCGACCACGGCGGCGAGCUCUCGGUGUUCUGUUGGUGAGACGAGGUCGGGGGACGGUCGCCGUCGCCCACCGAACUGUCCCGCACCCCGCUGAUGGGCAGCCUGCCUUCCGUUUGGCCGCAGCGCUCCGCCGACGACCCGACGACGACGCCGCCGCCCUGAAAUCUCGUGCUCGCGGUUUCUGUACCUGGUUUUUGACUCGAAACGCUGGAUUUUUUGUUUGUUUUGUUGUUGUUCGACGUUUCGGAUUUUGGUUUUUAUUUUUAUGGUUUGACGGCUUGUUUUUUUUUUUGUUUUCUCUAACAAGGAAGUGUGACCCGGGCCGGUCGUUAAUCUCUGCUGCAUCUCAAAAAAAUAUAAAACAAAAUAAGGUUUAAUAAUAGGAACUAAUACAUGAUAUUUUUACACGUUCAUAAAAAUAAUAGUACUCAGACUUUCCGUUCAAUUUCACAAUCGAUAACCCUCGCAAUUGUAACACACAAAAAGGUUACGGUUAAGUCAUGAGGGGGUUAUCUAAUACUUAUUUGUUUUUUCGGCCAGAUUCUCUUAAUCCACAAACAGAUAACGGUAAUAAAAGUCGAGAAGGUCUGACUUCGUAGAAUAGAAGCUUAUUUAGAAAAUAACACACAACGAAAAAUCCAUCACCACUUCAUCAAUAAUAAUAAUAAUAAUAAUAAUGAUAAUAAUGUGAAUUCCACCCGUUAAUUUCGGCAGAAACUCAACAGAUAAUUGUACAACAGCAGUAGGUCGGAAACGCGCCCGAAUUAAUCUUGACGAUAUAUUUUUGUACACAAUUAACGAAACGGUUUGUGACCACUGUGACAGACAAACCGUUUUCUAGACCUACAAAAUUUGCUCAAAAGUCAAUACUAGUGUAGAUAUAGUGUAAAGAGAAAAACAAAACGUUUGGCCUUAAAAGAAUCAAGUGGUGACGAGCGCGUUUUUGAUCCGAAAGAGCCAUAAUAAUGUUGCCAUACAAGUUCAAGUUUUCCCCCACGCUCUUGGAAAUUUCGAAUAAAGCUGCCUACGAACUGCCAUUGUUUUUCAAUGUUUUACAAAGCGAAAUUAACUGCCCCUCUUCUGGAUAAUUUUUUGACGUCCGGACGUGCAGCUCCCAACCACUGGGGCUGGAAAUCGUUCGCAUAAACCGCCCCCAGAACGACAAUCGCACCGGAUGCGGCGAUUUUCGUUUGGAUGAUUUUUGAAUGUUGUCGUCUCCGUGUGGUUUCCGAUUUUGGGGCCUCUCGCAUUGGGUGUAAAAUGUAAAAUUUACAAUGUAAUUGUUGUUCCAAAAAGUGUAGAGAAAAAAUGCAUUAUAGGACUUUUUAACAAAUUUAAAGACUUUUUUAAAAUUGUGUGAGUGAUUUUUAAUACGAAGUGAAGAAUUGUGCAAGCGGAAUCAUUGUAAACGAUUGUAUGAGGUACGGUUGUAGAAGAUAAAAUUAAAAUAAAAAAAAACUGAAAUUCUGAAAAUUUUGUCAAAAAAUUCUAUAAUCACAUGAUUAGUUGUGUUAUAUAUUAUGUAGGAUAUAAUAAUAUAUUAUUUUAUAUUUACAAUAUUACCCAACCCACCGCAUAAACUACAAUUGCCAUUUUUUAAGUGUGGCGAGUUUUUGUACAGAUAUCAAUCGGAAUUAAAACGAUUGACGUAAAUAUACAUAGUUUAAUCUAUCAGUAUGGAAUUUUAACAAAAACUCAAAGCAUAAUUGUAUCAGCAAAAUGCACCAAAAAACCAACAGUAUGUCCUGCAAAUCCUACCACUAUAAUUUGUCACUACUUCAGGAAUAAUUUUAAACCUUGCAUAACAUACUGUGCCCAAAAAAAUACAAUAAUUUCAUAUAACAGUGUAAAAUAAAAGUGGGUAAUAUAUUUUAAUUGCAAAACCAGUGAUAUAUUUAAGUAUUUUUGCACUAAUUCAGUGCUCUUGUGAAAAUAUAAUUUUUAACUCUUUGUGAUAUAAAUAAGUAGUCAUAUAGAAAUAGCUCAAAUCGAAUUUUGUUUUUAAUUAUUAUUGUUGAGAAGGCUUUUGUACUUUGACAGUGUCAAAUUCCUCACCAGGAUUUUUUCGAUUGUGAAAAGCUGAUUGAGUUUGUGAAUAGAUUUUUGUACGGAAUAUAUAUUUUGAAUAUUAACCCCCGCAUCAAAAUAUGUAAAUACGAAUUUACCAAAUAUCAGGAGGAACGUGCGUGGAUCUCGCUAUCUCAUUUUGCACGCACGUUCGCCAUAAAUGCAUCACAAACUUAUCAAUCCUUUUGUAUUGUGAUAAUGAGAUGUGUUUGGUGAGAAAAUCAAAAAAAAAAAAAAAAUAUAAUUCGCUGAAAUGUAUCUAUGUGUAUAUAAAACUAAAUGGAUGGUACACUGUAAUUCAUAUUUCUAUAUGUCUAUGUCGCACAUUUUUAAAUAUUAGUUGCAAUACAAAUGUUAAGUUUAGUGAUUUUUUUUAUUAUUGAAAAAUUUUACCUAAUAAAUAUUUUAUAUCAUC
Aethina tumida (small hive beetle) is the source of this 3493-nucleotide messenger RNA. RefSeq lists its product as uncharacterized. The record is from RefSeq and is a predicted model, not a curated record. The coding region runs from base 226 to 1050 and encodes 274 amino acids. NCBI's taxonomy places the organism in Eukaryota, Metazoa, Arthropoda, Insecta, Coleoptera, Nitidulidae. The transcript is spliced from 5 exons.